Messenger RNA from Mesocricetus auratus (golden hamster), 967 nucleotides. It is a transcript of the gene Fmr1nb, whose product is annotated as FMR1 neighbor. The record is from RefSeq and is a predicted model, not a curated record. The coding region runs from base 73 to 852 and encodes 259 amino acids. The transcript is spliced from 6 exons. NCBI's taxonomy places the organism in Eukaryota, Metazoa, Chordata, Mammalia, Rodentia, Cricetidae.
AGGUUGAGUGGCGAGGUUGUGGGUUGUUCACAAGCAGCGAGUCUUUGCUCUGGCAGGUCCGAGUUCCGAACCAUGCCUUCGGAGCUCAGGCUAAGGCAGGGGAGAAAGAGAUUCAAGAACCGUGGGGCACGUUUGAAGAUGGCAGUUGUUGAUAGUGGCUACAGAGGCGAGAAUCUUUCCCUCGGGAUGUAUCACGAAGCUUGGAGUUUUGGCCAGGGGAUCAACAUGGUGGCCAGCCCUCGGUUUGGCUUCUGGUCUGCCGUACGUCAGCGUCUGCAGAGAAUGUGCUCCUGGAGGCUCUUGGGCCUGUUUCUGCUUUUCCUCUGGGCUCUGGUGAUCCUGUGCUAUCUUGCGAACUCUGAUUCUUUUUCGCCAAGACAGAAGUUGCCAAGGUACAAUGCAGCUCUACAUCAUGGAUCCGAAUGGGAAUUUCUGGCCAACUUUUUCUUUCCAACAACAUGCAUCAUAAGGGGCAACCAGAAGGUAGUGCCUUGUAAUAAGCAGCCAAAUCUCAGCAAGACUGAAUGUUUAAAAUCCAAGUGCUGUUUUUCAUCAUCUGGGACCAAAGUGAAGUGCUAUGCCCCACUAAGAGAUAAACCUACACAGAUGCUCCGGGCAUUUGGGCUCUCUUUGAUCAGCAUGGUAUUCCUGGGAUUUCUUCCUAUGUAUUGCUGCCUUCUUUGCCGGAGGAGCAGACAGUUUAAUCCUUUAAGAAGAAGGAUGAACAGAGUGAUGAAGGUUUUGAAGAAAAAAAAAAUAAAACUGAAGAGGGAGCUAAAAGCAAGGAAAGCACCAGAAGAAGAGACAGGAGAUAGAAAGGAGCAGGAGACUAGAGCAUUUCUUUCUGAUUGAGAAUGCAGACCUGCCAGAAGAGAGACUUUCCUAGUCAUCCAAAUCUAGUUAACACUAGAAAGACUUGUUUUGUCAUAGUUUCAAAUAAAAUUAAAGUUCUGUUUUGUGCAUCAAA